This is a messenger RNA of Ceraceosorus guamensis, 1903 nucleotides long. RefSeq lists its product as hypothetical. Lineage: Eukaryota; Fungi; Basidiomycota; Exobasidiomycetes; Ceraceosorales; Ceraceosoraceae. The coding region runs from base 195 to 1787 and encodes 530 amino acids. The record is from RefSeq and is a predicted model, not a curated record. The transcript has 2 exons.
CGAGCGCGUGAUCUACCUCGGCACGUCUGUGUCACAUUUCGCAACUCUCGAGACCUUCGCAGACAUAUAAGAGCCAGGGCCAGCAAGCUUACUCAACUUAAAUCCUUGUGCUCAUCCUCAAAGCUCGCGACUGUUCAAGAAUAUCGUCAAGCGACGUUCAAACAGCUGAUCGAUUAGCGAAUUACACUUUCCAGAUGCGCAAGUCUGCAAUUCAGCGCUCGGCCGCUAUCCUUGUCCUGCUUCUCAGUGUCGGUCUGGCGGUGUCUGGCGCCCCCGUCAAGGAAGCGCGUGCGCCUAAUACAGCAAGUCGAGAAGUGCUGGACGCCAGGGCGCAAGUCUAUGCGCACAAGCUUCACGGCAACACCUUUUUGAGGACGCUCAAGAACAGACCGCAGCCUCGUCAGACCAGCGCUGCGGACUUGCCUGGCAGCUACGAGAGGCGCGAGUCUGAUCUUGCGGACCAACAGCUCCUGCCGCGUCAGCCCGACCAGGAAUACUCGACUGCAGACGGCGUUCGGGUGCCUCGCGACCUUGGAAGCACUCCCGAAAAGCUUGGCAAGCACCCGCUCAAGUGGCACUUGAGAUCCGUCGAGGAUGGCACGUCGAUACGAAAGAUCAUUGUGGAAAGAGCCACGAGUCAAAGGGAGGAAAUUCAAGCGCGCGCACAGCGCAUCCUACCAAAGACGCCCAGCGAUCGAUUUGCGAACAUACGAAAACGCCCUCGUGCUGUUGUAGAGGCAGCUGAUUUCUCGACGGCCGAGAUGCUCGACGGCCGUGGAGUGGCAACAAGCGCCGGCUUGUUGAAUGCUCAACAAUUUCGUCGUCGUUAUAAUUUACCUCCGACCUCGUCGCCCUCCAAACCAGGCUCUACCGGCUCUGGCUCUAUCUCUAAGCACCCGCCGCCGCCGCAUCGCAGAGACGUGCAAGAAGAGAUUGAGCACGUAGAUCGUCGUCAGCCUUUGGGUCCCGGUGGCCCUCCCCCUUACGCGUGGCCUGGGCCUGGCUCGGACACUCCGCCGCCUCGUCGAGGGAACACGCAAGAGGAGACGGCGUCUAUUGAUCGUCGUGAAGAUCGCUCGCAAUCUACACCGCCUUACGCUUUCGAUUCAAAUUCAGGCGCUUCCAGCCCCGGUCCAGGCGCCUCCACUCCUGGCUACGGUCCCCAAGGCUCAGAGCGCUCGCCAAACAAUCGUAGAGGCACGCAAGAGGAUUCGGUUCACGAAUCCGAACAGCUUGCUCGCGAAGAAGCUGGGACUGUGAGCUUGCCUGAGCCUCGUACAGAGGAGAAGACGCCACAUCCGCUUCCUCAUCACCGCAGAGAGGUCCGGGAGGAUGAACGGAUCGCUCGAUCUCGUAAUCAAAGUGAAGCAUCUGAGGCGCACGGGAACGACGAUCCGGAAAACACUCCCGAAAGAAGAGCACAAGAGGAUGUGCUGGUCACUCGGGACGACGGGGAGGAGUGGGGAAACGGAGGCCCUGCAGAAAUCGGGACUCCUCCUCGUAAGAGGGCCAAGAAGGAUACGCUUGUCGUUCGCGAGGACGAUGGUGGCGCUUCCAGCCGUGCAGACGACGGCGGCAGUUCCAGCUCUGGCGGUGCUAGUGGCGGUUCCAGCUCUGACCCAGGUCCUUCCAAAUCAGGAGAGCUCAGAAGCGUCCAAGACGAGCACUUUGCUCGCGAUCAAGUACAGCAGGACGCCAAGCGCACAAAAGUGCUGCGCAAGCGAGGAGCUGCCGUCACCACGACCGCUCAUGCUGAUGGCGUCUUCUAUUUGCACGUGUUGCCCUAGCUCCACGAGCCUUUGCGAACAUAGCCAGACAUGUACCCAAACCAUCAGCCCAGAAGGUUUCCCAAUUCGAGAACAAAGUCGAGCGUUGCGAAUACCGAUCUACUCGUAUCUACAUC